This is a messenger RNA of Etheostoma cragini (Arkansas darter), 929 nucleotides long. Its product is annotated as protein AMBP-like. The coding region runs from base 82 to 831 and encodes 249 amino acids. The record is from RefSeq and is a predicted model, not a curated record. NCBI's taxonomy places the organism in Eukaryota, Metazoa, Chordata, Actinopteri, Perciformes, Percidae. The transcript has 8 exons. Gene Ontology annotation, cellular component: cell surface; plasma membrane. Gene Ontology annotation, molecular function: serine-type endopeptidase inhibitor activity.
CACAAAGAUACACAAAGAAAAGAUAAAGAGACAAUCAGGACUUUGCUCUUUAGUUUUGUGGGGUUUUGUAGUGUUGUGGGAAUGAAUUUACAAAACUCAAACAAAAUAAAUCAGUUGGAACCCGGUACAGAGGCUGAGAGGAUGCAGAGAGCGGUGUGUCUGGUGUCUUUGCUGGUUCUGAGUUUGGCCUGGAUCCUGCAAGCGGACCCCGUGCUGUCAGAACCUCUCACGCAGGAGAACUUUAUUAUUGGCCGGUUCAUGGGGAAGUGGUAUGAGUUAGCAGUGGUUUCUACUUGUCCUCACUACAUGCAGCGCAAGAGGGGAAACCCCAGCAUUGUUGCACUGGAGCUGCAACAUGUUGCCUUUGAGAGCAACUUCACAAUGACAUCCACUAUUUUCAGGAAUAACUCAUGUCAGCAGACAUCCACAGAUUAUGGUUUGACAAAGAUUCCAGGACGAUUCUUCCACCAUGUUGCAAGGUUCGGAGCAGACGUUGAUUCCUUCGUGGUUCAUUCCAAUUACGAUGAGUACGCAAUGGUGCUUCUGCUGAGCACGGAGAAACCCUCAGGGAUUAAAAGCACCACAGUCAAGCUUUAUAGUCGAACUAUGAGUGUGAGGAGCGCUGUGCUGGAGGAAUUCAAAACGGUGGUCAGACAACAUGGAGUGACUGAUGAUGCUGUCUUCAUGAACCACAAUAAAGGUGAGUGUGUUCCUGGUCAGAUGACAACGCCCGUCACUGCUGAGCCUCAGGUUAUUGUUCCCAAGAGGUGGGAAAAAAACACAGUGCCACCUGUGAUUCCUGCACAAGAGAAGUACACUGGUAAUGUUUGACCAGGGUGAGAGUUCAUGUGGAAUAACUGAAGAGAAAGAUUAUUACAAAAACCAGACUAUCAUGUUGUCACACCAUAAUGCAGUGUGUAAAAAUCAUU